GUGACGUACAUAGAGGUUGCCUUCGGACAAAGAAUCUCCAGCCUGCAAGUAAAAUUAUCAAAAUAAAACAGAGUCGGCGACCACUCCAGCCAAUCAGAGACCAGGACCCGUUGGAGGCGGCAGGUGGAAACCUGGAAACAGCAGCGGGGCCCCGGAGAGAAGGAGCAUGAGGAGGAAACGGAGCAAACCGACGUCAACAGUCAUGGCAGAAAUCAGGGACAGUAAUGCUAUGAGAAAAGUUCCGCGGUCGUGCUGGAGUGAAGAAGCCGAGGAGGGUUUCGUCGUCCUCUGGCAGCAGCACCCGUGUCUCUUUGACGUCUCCAGCUCACACUUUCACAACAAAGACCAGAAAGAGAAAGCAUGGAGAGAUAUCGCCGACUGUCUUCAACAGCCUGUUGAGGAGGUGAAGACCAGAGCAGCAUCUCUACGUACCCAGUUCUCCAGGCUGAUAAAGCCAAGGCCAGGGAAUGAGGCCAAACCUCUGACCCCGAGGCAACAGUGGCUCCUUAGGGUCAUGGACUUCAUCAAACCAUAUAUUGUACACCGUCCAUGUGAGAUCACUCUUGACAUGCCACUGCGUGACCUGGAUGACUCAGAAGAGCAGGAGGAUCAUUCGGACUCAUUGGAGUUUUCCCCAUUUACAAAACCAGAAACACAAGCACCCAGUACAUCAGCCAGUAAGAGUAAGCAUGAGCCGGACUGGCUCGCCUUCCUCAGAGAGUUCCAGGAGAGAGAGGAGGAGAGGGAAAAACGAGCAGAGGAAAGGGAGGACAGGCGACAGCGAGAGUUCCUGGAGAGAGAAGAGAGAAGGGAGAGAGAGAGGAGAGAGGAAGAGAGGAAGCACAAUGAGAGGAGGGACCGAGAGUGGAGAGAGUGGAUGGAGAGCUUAUUGAAAGAGGAACGGCGAGAAAGAGACGAGAGAGAGAAGGAGAGUCGAGCCAGGGAGGACAGAUUAAUGAAGAUGAUCGAGUUGUUUUUGAUGAAAAAAUAAAACAUUUAUAUAUAUAUAUGUACAUAUGUAUAUAUGUAUAUACAUAUGUAUGUAUACAUAUAUAUCUUUAUAUAUAUUAAUAUACAUAUGUGUAUUUAUAUGUAUAUAUUUAGCUCUCAGGAGUAUCAUCAUUAUUUUAUAGCAUUGCGUUUUUCUGUUGGGUUACAAAAAAGAAAUAAGGGCUAAUGUAUGAGUGAUCACUCCAACAGGUAGCAUUGAGAUAAUAUCCCUCCAUGUUUUCAUUUAGAACCUGAAGGUGGCGCUACACCCCUUUUAUUUUAACAAUCAGGCUACGGUAUAAUGCAUAUGUUAAGCGUAAAACUUAAAGGGGGGCCAAUAGGGGAAGCCGACAUUAACACCCAGAAAGCCGCCCCUUGUGGUCACAGUUUCAAACUUGAAGAAAGGAAGUGGAGCAGUUUUCAGUUGAAGUACUUUGGCAAAGACUGUGCAGGUGGUACAUUGCCAACAUGACACUCAUCUCACUGCCACAUGUGGUGGCUGAGAGCUGCGGAACCAGGCAGCUGCUGGAACCCAAGCCCAGUUUCUUCUCGCUCCUUCCUGCUGCGGAAGCAGAUGAAGCACCUGAAACCACCACGUUUGUCCUUUGCAAGUCACCACAUCAUGAUGUGGUGACUGUGGAGAACGUCACUAUUCUCUGUUCGCAAAACAAUAUAGGAUAUACGACAGAGCCAACCAGUGCACAAGCACAAGGGCCUCAAAUGCCUUCCCUUAUCCAUGGUCCUUAUUAUGAGGCUCUCCAUCGUGGGCCUUUUGAACAUGUUUAACAUGUUUAAUCCAAAGUGAAGGCAAAUACUGCAACUAUGAAAGUCCAUGGCACUGAUUUAACCUAUGGUUGAGAAAAUAACAACCUGUGCAAAACCUAUUUAUUAAUACAAUUAAAAGAGAACAUGUUUUAAAUGUUGCAGAUCAUGUGUCAAAGGUCUUUUUUGUUUUCAUCUAUUUGGUAAAAGUUUCAUCCUAGAGAGUUGUCCAUGUUACGAAUAUCAGUUAAGACAGAACAGUUUAUCCUUACAUUUAUUUCUAGAGCCUUUGUAUUAGACUGUGUAGGUCGGUGUUGCCGAUAAACUGUCUCGCUAUAAUUAGAAUACAUUUUAGGCUUAGUGUCCUUGUAUAACCUGAUCCCUGUGUUUAUUUCACUUGUGCAUUCUGUGCCUGUUAUGGUAAAUCAAUCAGCUGAGUAGGGCUGACAGUGUGCUACUGUCAGAGACUGUAAUAAAUGAAGAGAAGGAUGAGAACGAGCACAGUCAGUGACACAGCAGUCAUUGUCAAUAACAGUCUGUGGGAUUUCUCCAGUUCUGCGAGACACUGCAAGGCAUUAAGAUAUAUGUUGCAAUUAAAAAUGGUCUUUGCUUGUUAUCAUGAGGCUUAUUCCUGCACUUUAUGAAGUA
Messenger RNA from Solea solea (common sole), 2400 nucleotides. Its product is annotated as trichohyalin-like. Lineage: Eukaryota; Metazoa; Chordata; Actinopteri; Pleuronectiformes; Soleidae. Gene Ontology annotation, biological process: regulation of transcription by RNA polymerase II. Gene Ontology annotation, cellular component: nucleus; transcription regulator complex. The record is from RefSeq and is a predicted model, not a curated record. The transcript has 3 exons. Bases 167 to 991 code for a protein of 274 amino acids.